AUGUAAGAUUAACCAAAUAUUCUUCCUGUUUAUUAAAAUACUCGCUAAAACUCAAAAAAAAAAGAAUUUUAGGAGCCUAAAAAAAGGAAAAAAAAAAGUGAUCCUCUUUAAAAUACAGGAAAUUAUUGGAAAUAAAAAGCAAAUGAUGCUUUUAAUAAUAAUAAUUUAGAAACUGCUAUCGAAUAUUACACAUAAGCUAUAGAAAUCGAUAGUUCUUAAUCAAUAUAUUAUUCAAAUAGGGGAAAAUGUUAUAAAAAAUUGGAUAAAAUUAAAUAAGCAUUUGAUGAUGCAGUUCAUGCUAUUGAACUAGAUGAAAAUAAUAUAAAAGCAUAACUUUUAUGCGGUUAAACUUUAUGUGAAAUAGGAAAAAACGAAAAAAGUAACUAAAAAAUUUUAAAUGGGAUAAAAAGAUUAACAAGAGCUUUUACUUUAUGCUCUGGAAAUAAAAAAUAAUAAUAUGAAAAAGAUAUAAGUAUAUAUAUUUAUAGAGCUAAAAAACUUUUAUGGUAUAAGUAAUAUGAGGACUUAAAAUAAAAGAAAAUGGAAUUAUUAGAAUCAUAUAAAAAAUAAAUUGAAAGUUAAAAUCUUUCUUAAGAAAAUACUUAAGACGAAAUAAAUAAAUUUAUAUAAUUUAUUGGUGAUCCUUAUUAAUAAUAAGAAUUAUCUAUUCCUGAUUAUUUAGUUUGUAAGAUUAGUUUAGAUUUAAUGGAGGAUCCGGUAAUAACCGAAUGUGGAUAAACUUAUGAAAAAGUUGUUUUAGAUGAACAUUUUAAAAAAAAUGGUUAUAUCGAUCCUAUUACUAGAAAAUAAAUUAGUCAAAAAGUAUAUACAAAUUUAUCAGUUAAACAGGGUAUACAAGAAUUUCUUAAUAUAAAUCCAUGGGCUUUUGAAUUUUCUUAGUACGAGAAUUAUAAAACAAUAGAGUUUUGA
This is a messenger RNA of Ichthyophthirius multifiliis, 930 nucleotides long. Its product is annotated as u-box domain protein. Gene Ontology annotation, cellular component: cytoplasm. NCBI's taxonomy places the organism in Eukaryota, Ciliophora, Oligohymenophorea, Hymenostomatida. Gene Ontology annotation, biological process: protein quality control for misfolded or incompletely synthesized proteins; proteasome-mediated ubiquitin-dependent protein catabolic process; cellular response to misfolded protein. Gene Ontology annotation, molecular function: ubiquitin protein ligase activity; protein-folding chaperone binding. The transcript is spliced from 5 exons. The record is from RefSeq and is a predicted model, not a curated record.